GAGACGAAGAAGGAGGAGUAAGAGAGGGGGAAAGAAAGAGGAAAAGAGUGCGAGGGAGUGAGGAAAAUAAACAAAAAAUGUCCUCUUCCUCCCCCACCGGGCAGAUUGCAAGUGCGGCGGACAUCAAGCAGGAGAAUGGGAUGGAAAGCGCCUCGGAAGGGCAGGAGGCGCCCCGAGAAGUGGCGGGGGGCGCGGCGGCGGGGCUGAGCCCGCCGGCCCCAGCCCCGUUCCCCCUGGAGCCGGGGGACGCGGCGGCCGCGGCCGCCAGGGUGAGCGCAGAGGAAGGGGCCGCGCCGGCGGAGCGGGCGCAACUGCGCGCGGAACUUCUGGGCAGGCACCAGCUCGGCGCGGCCGGCGCCGCGCAGCCCCCGCUGGCCUUCUCGCCGGACCACGUCGCCUGCGUGUGCGAGGCGCUGCAGCAGGGGGGCAACCUGGACCGCCUGGCCCGGUUCCUGUGGUCCCUGCCCCAGAGCGACCUGCUACGUGGCAACGAGAGCCUGCUGAAGGCGCGGGCGCUGGUGGCCUUCCACCAGGGCAUCUACCCCGAGCUCUACAGCAUCCUCGAGAGCCACAGCUUCGAGUCGGCCAACCACCCGCUGCUGCAGCAGCUCUGGUACAAGGCGCGCUACACCGAGGCCGAGCGGGCGCGCGGGCGGCCGCUGGGCGCCGUGGACAAGUACCGGCUGCGCAGGAAAUUCCCCCUGCCCCGCACCAUCUGGGACGGCGAGGAGACGGUGUAUUGUUUCAAGGAGAAGUCGCGCAACGCGCUCAAGGAGCUCUACAAGCAGAAUCGCUACCCUUCGCCCGCCGAGAAGCGGCACCUGGCCAAGAUCACCGGCCUCUCCCUCACCCAGGUCAGCAACUGGUUCAAGAACCGCCGGCAGCGCGAUCGGAACCCCUCGGAGACCCAGUCCAAGAGUGAGUCCGAUGGCAAUCCCAGCACUGAAGAUGAAUCAAGCAAGGGACAUGAGGAUUUGUCUCCACAUCCACUCUCUGGUUCAUCUGAUGGUGUCACCAACCUCAGCCUUUCUAGUCAUGUGGAGCCAGUAUAUAUGCAACAAAUUGGAAAUGCUAAGAUAUCAUUAAGCUCUUCUGGAGUUUUGUUGAAUGGAAACUUGGUACCUGCAAGUACUUCACCUGUCUUCCUUAAUGGUAAUUCUUUUAUUCAGGGACCCAAUGGAGUUAUCCUUAAUGGAUUAAAUGUGGGAAAUACACAGACAGUGUCACUGAACCCACCAAAAGUGGCAUCAAACAUUGUAAGCAAUGGUAUAUCCAUGACCGAUAUACUGGGGUCUACCUCCCAGGAUGUGAAGGAAUUCAAAGUCCUCCAGAGUUCUUCAACUAACUCGGCAGCCACCACCUCCUACAGCCCCAGUGCCCCUGUGUCAUUUCCAGGGCUGAUCCCCAGCACUGAGGUGAAAAGAGAAGGCAUUCAAACAGUAGCUUCCCAGGAUGGUGGCUCUAUAGUGACUUUUACUACACCCGUGCAAAUUAACCAGUAUGGCAUUGUCCAGAUCCCCAAUUCCGGAGCAAACGGCCAGUUUCUUAAUGGGAGCAUUGGAUUCUCUCCACUGCAGCUGCCUCCUUCUUCAGUGGCAGCUUCACAAGGUAAUAUUUCAGUAAAUUCAAGCACUUCAGAUGGGAGCACAUUUACAAGUGAGUCUGCCGCAGUCCAGCAAGGAAAGGUUUUCUUGAGCUCUCUUGCUCCCAGUGCAGUGGUUUACACUGUUCCUAAUUCAGGCCAGACUAUAGGAUCUGUUAAACAAGAGGGCUUGGAGAGGAGCCUUGUAUUUUCUCAGUUGAUGUCUGUCAACCAGAAUGCACAAGUAAAUGCAAACCUGUCUUCUGAAAAUAUCUCGGGGAGUGGCCUCCAUCCACUGGCCUCCCCAUUAGUUAACGUAUCCCCAACUCACAAUUUUUCCCUAACUCCCCCUAGCCUACUAAAUCCCACAGAGCUAAAUCCUGACAUUGCUGAUAACCAGCCAAUGUCUGCACCUGUGGCAAGCAAAUCUACUGUGACAUCUGUCAGCAAUACUAACUAUGCAACUCUUCAGAACUGCUCCCUUAUUACUGGUCAAGAUCUCUUAUCAGUCCCCAUGACCCAGGCUGCCCUUGGGGAGAUAGUUCCAACAGCUGAAGACCAAGUGGGUCACCCUUCCCCAACAGUCCACCAGGAUUUCGUCAGAGAACAUCGUUUGGUUCUACAAUCAGUAGCUAACAUAAAAGAGAAUUUCUUAACAAAUUCUGAGGGCAAAGCAGCAAGCAACUUAAUGAUGCUGGACUCCAAAUCCAAAUAUGUUCUAGAGGGCAUGGUAGAGACUGUCUGUGAAGACCUAGAAACGGACAAAAAAGAGCUUGCCAAGCUCCAAACUGUCCAAUUGGAUGAAGAUAUGCAAGACUUGUGAACUUCAUUUCUCUCCCACCCACCCCCUUUUUUUCCUUGGCAAUAGGGGGCAAACCUUUUCACAAAGCCCUCAGGACAUAAAGCAUUUUCCCAUUUGAAGAGAAAUGCUAGUUUUGCAAGUAAAUGCAUUCAAGAGACUGGAUUGAUCUACAUGAAGAUCACAGUUAAAUAUACAGAAAUAGAACUGCAGUACUGCAGCUUUGUCCACAUAAUGUUCUCUUUUAAAUAGAUAGAGACAAAGGAACAAGUUGAAAUGCAUCAAGUCAAAGUAUAUCAUUUUGUUAACAUAAUUUUAAGGUCAAAUGGGAAUUGAUAAAUAAUUUUUUAAUUAAAAAUUAUACACCUACCAAAAACUUAAAUGUUGCUAGAGAGCAUUAGAAACAAUAUGAUUCUUUUUGUUUACUUUUACUCCAUGGGCAUUGAUAAGAUUAAGAAACGUAAAUGGUACUCCACACUAUAUUCUAAGGGUAUAUUUUUGAAUAUAUGCUUUUCUGUUUUUCAGCAUUUUUGUGAAAGUCUUGGUUUGUCUCUAUACAUUUCCAGAUGUGGUUGCUAAUAGUUCAGUGUGGCUGAGAAAGUUUGCAACUCCACUAAAAACUCUGAAACAACAGUAUGAGUGUAAAUAUAUUAGUCCUAUGAGCAAGGAUUUGAGUAAUUACAGUGAAUUUUAUUUAUGCUGUAUAUGUUUCUCUUAUACUUCAGACACUAUGAACUGAAAAGAAAAAUGUUUUCUUACUGUUUAAUUUAUUUUUAUUGUUUGAACAGGAAGUGAACAUAGUUAUUUCCAACAAAGUUUUACUUUUUGUAGGAUUUUGAAAGUAAUGAUUUUUAUCAGGAGUCUAUUAAGGUCCAUAUUAAUAACACUGAAAUAGGAAACCUAACUCCCAAUAUUGGAAUUUUGGUACUUUUUUUCACAUCCUUGUUCUUUAUUUAGCCACUCUGAUUCAUUUAAGUAUGUUUUCUAUAGAAUUCUAUGUGCCUUUUUACCUUGUGGCCUUUUUAUUGUUCUUACUAAGGUACAGAGUAUCAGCAAAAGCACUGAUGGCUCUUUUCUACUCUCUAACAGGGUUAAUUUUACCAUGAAAUUGCUUUAAAUCUGAAGAACUUAAGUUUCACUUGUAUUUUUAUGUAUGUUUAUGAUACAAAUGGAUGAGCAACUGAUUAUUGAUGCAUUCACUACAAUGAAAAUAACAAUUAUAGACUACCAUGUAAAAUCAACUCUGUAGUCUCUGACAACUAUUUAAAGCGAAGAAUAUGUAAAUUCUAUCGAGCAAAAUGCUCUCCUGUUGAAACUUAGGUCUCAAUGUUUUAAUUAGUUGUUACAUGAUGACAUAUAACUGUUGUUUGCACUAUAUUAUCAUGUCUUGGAAAUCUUUUGGGUUUCUGUAAGAAGCUUGUUUGAUGAUGUUGUAAGCUGUGGUUAUAGAUUUUAUCAGGACUCUGAACACAAGAUGUAAUAAUGCAAGUACAUUUAUGUAGUGAGUAAAGAAAGCAAGAAAAAUGAGAAAAUGAUCUUUUCCGAGAUAACUUAAAGUUGAACAUAAAGAAGUCACCAUGCCUUGCUUUCUUUAGGAUCAGAACAAGGGUCCACUCUAGAUGCCCAUCAGCCUGUUGAACAUGGGCCGCAGAGGAUUUCACUUUUGUUGUUACUGCAGAUGGAACUUGCAGGCAUAGCUGAAGAGCCCUAUGAAGAAUUCUUCUCCCAUCAUUUUGAUAAAGAACUUAGAUCCCAUUUUUAUCAAAUUAGUGAAUGUUUCUAAACUGCUGAAACUAGCGUUCUUUGUUUUGUUUUUUUUACAAAAUCAGUUGUUUAGAGUUCCUUCCACUCCACUGCUUCUUAUACAUCUUUUCCCUCCUUCAGGUGUGCUGAUUAUGUUACUGAGAAUAAUUACAUGGUUGUAUAGUGUAGUUUACAUGAAAAUGAUGUUUUCCACUUGAUUGCUGCAGAUAUCAAGGUUUGUUAGUUAUUUUAAAAUAACCCAUCUAAUAUGGGAAAUGGAAAGGAUUAAAAAGUUAUAUAUGUUAUAUAUAUAACUAGAAAAGUUUUAUAUGUCUUCCAAAAAUAUAAAAAGCCUCUGUUCUAUUCAGAGUUCUUCUUUUUUUCCUUUAAGAAAAAGAUAGCACAAAACUUAAGACUUGCCUAGGAAAUCCAUUCAUACUCAAUGUGAUGUAAUUAUACCCCUAUAAUUACUCCAGGUAGCUACACAAUAUACCAGGUAAGAAUCAAUGCACAUUAUAAAGAACUUAUUGUUCUUUACUAUUCUUUCAGUAAAUAAUAAGGGCCAGUUGGUAUGUAGCCCAUAUAUAUGUGAAUGAAAUAAGAUAAACCCCAUGAUCUCCUUGCACAGAAUUGCAAAUGUUUCUUUUUUGCAAUACCAAGGGCCAGACUCAGAACCCUUAGAGUUCAUGUGGCAGAAUUUCUCUCUUACAUAAACCAAUGCUUGAAGAUGCUGCAAAUGACCCUGUAAUGAUUCCCCAAAGGGGAAUGGAAAUAGGGGUUAAGUAACUCUCCCUGCAAACCCCAAUGCCUGCUGCUGGCUGUGGAAAUUUUGGUGUGAGCCUAUCUAUGCACUCUAUCAGCCAGAAUUUGGCAUUUAGCUCUUAGUUACAUCUCGUAAAGGACAGUCUGUCAUUUAAAGAAGGUGCAUUUGUUCCUCAAUCAAGCAAGAGCACCUGUGUUGUACUGUUUUAUAUCUCAUGUAUAUUUAUAGUAAUAAAAAGACUGAAAUGUACACGUUUUUGUGCCUUUCUUGUGUUACGAAAGGCAGGUAGACUUUAUAGCCAUAGAUAAAAAUCCAUAGUUAAGUUGCACACUGACCUUAAAUCUCCUUGUAUAUGCCCUUGCAUCUUGCAUGUUUUUUAACAUGGCUUACUGGGCAUGUGUUGCAGCUGCCCUGCUACAUGUUAGACAAGUGUGCGUUAAGACAUAGUCAAAGGUUAUUCAUUCUUUAAGAUGUUUUUGACAAGUCAUCUCAUGGUAAAGAUACAGGUAAUUCAGGAAAACUGGGGAAAAGAAGUACAUUUUGCAAAUAUGUUUCAGUCUUCCUAGAACUUAGCUGAUAGAGCCUAAUGGUUACUUUGUAUCUAAAUGAUACAGUUCAUGUUAAUUUAAUGUUACCACCACACAUUUUAUUAACCAAAAUUAUAUAGCAUGUGACUUUUGGCUUUUCAGGGUUCUCAAAUUUUUUUAUUCUUUUGUUGCAUGUACUGUAUGUUUAAAAGGCAACCAGUUAUAUACUCAUUAUGGUUUUACUGUGCCUUACAUAAAGAAGAAAUCUAUACAGAAUGUAUGUCAUGGGGUGGGGUAACAGAGUCUUUACUGCACUGUUAGGUGAUGGCACACAGAGCAUGUCCCAGAACAUUUCUGUGCUUAAAUUACCCAACCAAAGAGAUCUAAAGUAUGUAUGUUGUACUGUAAUAGGGGUUUAUGCCUGGACAAUUAAGUGUUUUAUUUGUUUUCUGAAAUGAUGUGAACUUAUUUUU
Molecule: messenger RNA, 5887 nt
Organism: Talpa occidentalis (Iberian mole)
Lineage: Eukaryota; Metazoa; Chordata; Mammalia; Eulipotyphla; Talpidae
Product: homeobox protein SIX4
Exons: 3
Coding region: 78-2405 (775 amino acids)
Biological process (GO): regulation of transcription by RNA polymerase II
Cellular component (GO): transcription regulator complex; nucleus
Molecular function (GO): RNA polymerase II cis-regulatory region sequence-specific DNA binding; DNA-binding transcription factor activity, RNA polymerase II-specific
Source: RefSeq, a predicted model, not a curated record